AUGGACGUCUCCAGCAACCGGCUCUUCCGGUUCACCAAGCCAGAAUGGCUCAAUAACUCUGCCGUCCGCAACGCAGGCGUCUACACCUCCGGCGCGCUGUUUGCCGCCGGUUUCUUCUUCCUUGUCGACGUAGCUGCGUUCUCGCACAGCGCCCGCAACGGCUCGGACGUGCACAUCAAAUUCGUCGACUGGAUCCCCGGCAUCUGCUCCGCGCUGGGCAUGCUGGUCAUCAACUCGAUUGAGAAGUCGCGGCUGCAGGCCGACAGCUUCAGUUAUAGCGGGAGCGGGGUGGCGUGGAAGGCGCGGUUUGUGCUGUUUUUAGGCUUUGCGCUGCUGGCGGGCGGUCUUGCGGGGAGUGUGACGGUCAUGGUCCUCAAGUACCUCAUGAAAGACUACCCGAUACAAACGCUGUACUUCGGCAUUGCAAAUGUGGUGGCGAAUGGCCUGGUAAUGCUGAGCUCUGUCGUUCUCUGGGUCUCCCAGAACAUCGAAGACGACUACACCUACAACCUCGCGCUGUGA
This is a messenger RNA of Penicillium canariense, 522 nucleotides long. RefSeq names its product UPF0220 family protein. The coding region runs from base 1 to 522 and encodes 173 amino acids. Gene Ontology annotation, biological process: late endosome to vacuole transport via multivesicular body sorting pathway; protein targeting to vacuole. Gene Ontology annotation, cellular component: fungal-type vacuole membrane; Vps55/Vps68 complex. The transcript has 4 exons. The record is from RefSeq and is a predicted model, not a curated record. NCBI's taxonomy places the organism in Eukaryota, Fungi, Ascomycota, Eurotiomycetes, Eurotiales, Aspergillaceae.